Pongo pygmaeus (Bornean orangutan) is the source of this 4909-nucleotide messenger RNA. Its product is annotated as DNA dC->dU-editing enzyme APOBEC-3F. Gene Ontology annotation, cellular component: nucleus; cytoplasm; P-body. NCBI's taxonomy places the organism in Eukaryota, Metazoa, Chordata, Mammalia, Primates, Hominidae. The transcript is spliced from 6 exons. Bases 354 to 1682 code for a protein of 442 amino acids. Gene Ontology annotation, biological process: DNA cytosine deamination; negative regulation of single stranded viral RNA replication via double stranded DNA intermediate; defense response to virus. Gene Ontology annotation, molecular function: zinc ion binding; cytidine deaminase activity; RNA binding. The record is from RefSeq and is a predicted model, not a curated record.
UCUGCUGGCUCAGCCUGGUGUGGACCCACCUCCCGGGCUCUGGCUGCAAUGACUUUCUCUUUCCCUUUGCAAUUGCCUUGGGUCCUGCCGCACAGAGCGGCCUGUCUUUAUCAGAGGUCCCUCUGCCAGGGGGAGGGCCCCAGAGAAAACCAGAAAGGGGGUUAGAGACUGAGGAAGAUAAAGCAUCCCAGUGCCUCCCACACCAGCGCCUGAGCAGGAAGGGGGAGGGGCCAUGACUACGAGGCCCUGGGAGGUCACUUUAAGGAGGGCUGUCCUAAAACCAGGAGCCUCGAGCAGAAAGUGAAACCCUGGUGCUCCAGACGAAGAUCUUAGUCAGGACUAGCCGGCCAAGGAUGAAUCCUCAGUUCAGGAACACAGUGGAGCGAAUGUAUCGAGGCACAUUCUUCUACAACUUUAAUAAUAGACCCAUCCUUUCUCAUCGGAAUACUGUCUGGCUGUGCUACGAAGUGAAAACAAAGGGUCCCUCAAGGCCCCCUUUGAACGCAAAGAUCUUUCGAGGCCAGGUGUAUUUCGAGCCUCCGUACCACGCAGAAAUGUGCUUCCUCUCUUGGUUCUGUGGCAACCAGCUGCCUGCUUACAAGCGCUUCCAGAUCACCUGGUUUGUAUCCUGGACCCCCUGCCCGGACUGUGUGGCGAAGCUGGCCGAAUUCCUGGCUGAGCACCCCAAUGUCACCCUGACCGUCUCCACCGCCCGCCUGUACUACUACUGGGAAAGAGAUUACCGAGGGGCGCUCCGCAGGCUGCGUCAGGCAGGGGCCCACGUGAAGAUCAUGGACUAUGAAGGUGAGAGGUGGAGGGGUCAGGGGAUCGUGAGCGGGAGGAACAGCAUGAAAGAUGGAUGGAUCUGCAAUGCCAUGGCUGGGGGUGUCCCAGGGCAGCCUGCAGGGGCGGGGCCGGCACCGAUGGCAACUGACAGCCAGGAGACCAGGCCUGGGAGCGCGGGCCCAGGGUCAGGGCAGAGCCUGACUGCUUCCUGCCUCUUCAUCUCAGACUUUGCAUACUGCUGGGAAAACUUUGUGUACAAUGAAGGUCAGCCAUUCAUGCCUUGGUACAAAUUCGAUGCCAAUUAUGCAUUCCUGCACCACACGCUAAAGGAGAUUCUCAGAAACCCUAUGGAGGCAACAUAUCCACACAUAUUCUACUUCCACUUUAAAAACCUACGCAAAGCCUAUGGUCGGAACGAAAGCUGGCUGUGCUUCACCGUGGAAGUUACAAAGCACCACUCACCUGUCUCCUGGAAGAGGGGCGUCUUCCGAAACCAGGUGGAUCCUGAGACCCAUUGUCAUGCAGAAAUGUGCUUCCUCUCUUGGUUCUGUGACAACACACUGUCUCCUAACACAAACUACCAGGUCACCUGGUACACAUCUUGGAGCCCUUGCCCAGAGUGUGCAGGGGAGGUGGCCAAGUUCCUGGCCAGGCACAGCAACGUGAAUCUCACCGUCUUCACCGCCCGCCUCUACUAUUUCUGGGAUACAGAUUACCAGCAGGGGCUCCGCAGCCUGAGUCAGGAAGGGGCCUCCGUGGGGAUCAUGGAAUACAAACAUUUUAAAUAUUGUUGGGAAAACUUUGUGUACAAUGAUCAUGAACCAUUCAAGCCUUGGAAGGGACUAAAACGCAACUUUCUAUUCCUGGACAGCAAGCUGCAGGAGAUUCUCAAGUGACGGGUCUCCCCGGGCCUCAUGGUCUGUCUCCUCUAGCCUCCUGCUCAUGCUGUGUGGGCCUCCCCUCCAUCCUGGACCAGCUGUGCUUUUGCGUGGUCAUCCUGAGCCCCUCCUGGCCUCAGGGCCAUUCCGCAGUGCUCCCCUGCCUCACCGCCUCCUCCCCGCUCUCCCAGGCUCUUCCUGCAGAGGCCCCUUUCUGCCUCCACGGCUAUCCGUCCACCCACCAAGACCCUGUUCCCUGAGCCUGCGUGCCCCUAACCCGCCUUUUCCCAUCUCCCCAGUGUAACCAAAUUUUUUUUUUUUUUUUUUUUUUUGAGACGGAAUUUCGCUCUGUCACCCAGACUGGAGUGCAAUGGCUUGAUCUUGGCUCACUGCAAACUCUGCCUACCAGGUUCAAGCGAUUUUCCUGCCUCAGCCUCCCGAGUAACUGGGAUUACAGACGCCUGCCACCACGCGCAGCUAACUUUUUUUUUUUUUUUUUUUGUAUUUUUAAUAGUAACUGGGUUUCACCAUGUUGGCCAGGCUAGUCUUGAACUCCUGACCUCAGGUGAUCCACCCAUCUCAGCCUCCCAAAGUGCUGGAAUUACAGGCAUGAGCCACCCGGCCCGGCCGCAUAACCAAAUCUUAUUGAACUCACACUUGGCUGGCCGUGGUGACUCACACUUAUAAUCCCCCAGCAAUUUGGGAGGCAGAGGUGAGAGAAUCGCUUGAGCCCAGGAAUUCUAGACCAGCCUGGGCCACAUGACAAAGCCCCAUCUCUACAAAAAAAAUACAAAAAAAAAGAACAGGUGUGGUGGCACGCACCUGUAGUUUAAGCUACUUGGAAGGAUGAAGUAGGAGGAUUGCUUGAGCUGGGAAGGUGGAGGCUGCAGUGAAUUGCGAUCACGUCACUGAACUCCAGUCUGAGCAACAGAUCGAGACCCUGCCUGAAAAUAAAUCAAUAAAUAUGAAUAUAUGUAAGCUGAAAACCAGAAGUUUUGAGAAACAUCCUUUGUAAGUUUCAUCCUACGAAUUGGGUCAUUCAUGUCCCACCCAGCUAAAACAGAGGCCAGGAGCUAGGGAGGAAAAGCAGUCAGGCCACACACCAUUGCUCCCAAAAUGGACUUCUCUGCAAGCCUGUCUCCUGAAACUGUGCGUUGUACCCUGAAACCAGCUUUAUCCAUAGCUUCUACGAUAAAUGGCUGUAAGUCUUGGACUCCUUGCUCCAAACGCAGUGACUCAGCAAUGGAACCUUCCAGCUCCCAACCCUUCCUAGUGCCCACGGGCUUUCCCAUAGGGCAAGAGAACAUUUCUCCUUUUCUUUUUUUUUUUUUUGAAAUGGAGUCUCGCCCUGUCACUCAGGCUGGAGUGCAAUGGUGUGGUCUCGGCUCACUGCAACCUCUGCCUCCCUUGUUCAAGUGAUUCUCCUGUCUCCCGAGUAGCUGGGAUUAUAGGCGUGCACCACCAAGCCGGGCUAAUUUUUGUAUUUUUCAUAAAAACGGGUUUCAUCAUGUUGCCCAGGCUGGUCUUAUUUUUAUUUUAUUUUUUGAGAUGGAGUCUUGCUCUGUUGCCCAGGCUGGGGUGCAGUGGUGCAAUCUGGGCUCACUGCAGCCUCUGCCACCUGGGUUCAAGCUAUUCUCCUACCUCAGCCUCCCAAGUAGCUGGGAUUACAUGCGCGUGCCACCACGCCUGGCUAAUUUUUGUGUUUUUAGUAGAGACGGCGUUUCAACAUCUUGACCAGGCUGGUCUUGAACUCCUGACCUCAUGAUCCACCCAUCUCGGCCUCCCAAAGUUCUGGGAUUACAGGCGUAAGCCACCUGGCCAGGCUUAGGCUGGUCUUAAACUCCUGACCUCAAGUGAUCCAACCUCCUUGACCUCCCAAAUUGCUGGGAUUGCUGGUGUGAGCCACAGCGCCUAGCCCAUUUCUCCUUUUUGUAAAACCUGCUGCUGUCUCUGUUCUCCCGACAUGGUGAACACCACCCAGACUGCGUGUAUGUCCCUAAUUACAAUUCUUUGUUUGCAAAUGACAUGUGAAAUUUAGAGGCCCUUCUCCACACUUUAAAUUUGACUUGACAUUUUCUAGGCAGAUGUAAGUUAUAAGAGAAUCAGAUUCUCUAUAAAAAUGACCCCUUCAUGCUGUGGCCUCCACAGAAGAUGCCCCGGGCCAGGUGCCCACAUGGCAGGCAUUUAUUUUCUCACAGAUCUGGAGGCUCCAAGUCCAAGUUCGAGGGGUGGGUUGGGUUGUUUGCUCUGAGGCCGCUCCUCCUGGCUGGCAGGGAGUCCCUUCUGGCUGUGUCCUCUGUGGCCUUUCCUCUGUGCACCUGCACCUCUGGGGUCUCUCUGCCUCCAAAUAUCACCUUUUUUUUUUUUGAGACAGAGUUUUGCUCUUGUUUUCUAGGCUGGAGUGCAAUGGCACAAUCUCAGCUCACUGCAACCUCUGCCUUCCAAGUUCAAGCGAUUCUCGUGCCUCAGCCUCCUGAGUAGCUGGGACUACAGGCAUGUGCCACCACGCCUGGCUAAUUUUGUAGUUUUAGUAAAGACGGGGUUUCUCCAUGUUGCUCAGGCUGGUCUUGAACUCGUGAGCUCAGGUGAUCCACCCUCCUCAGCCUCCCAAAGUGAUGGGAUUACAGAUAUAAGCCACCGUACACAACUUUUUUUUUUUUGAGAUGGAGUUUCACUCUGUUGCCCAGGCUGGAGUGCAGUAGCAGGAUCACUGCUCACUGCAACCUCUGCCUCCUGGGUUCAAGCAAUUCUUCUACCUCAGCCUCCUGAGUAGCUGGGAUUACAGAUGCCCAGAACCAAUCUCUGCUAAUUUUUCUGUUUUUUAGUAGAGAUGGGGUUUCACUGAGGAAGGAGACCACCUCUCUCAUUGUCUCCUAUUUCAGAAGGAAGCAAAAAGUUAGAAAGAUGCAGAAGUAAGAUCAAUGGCCAGACUGUUUGGCACGGCUACCUGGGCCUGGUAGUUAAAGAUCAACUCCUGACCUGACCACUUGUUUUAUCUAAAGAUUCCAGACAUUGUGAGGAAGCAUUGUGAAACUUUCUGGUCUGUUCUGCUAGCCCCCACCACUGAUGCAUGUAGCCCCCAGUCACAUAGCCCACGCUUGCACAAUCUAUCACGACCCUUUCACGUGGACCCCUUAGAAUUGUAAGCCCUUAAAAGGGCCAGGGACUUCUUCUUCAGGGAGCUCGGAUCUUAAGACGCAAGUCUGUCAAUCCUCCCAGCUGAUUAAAGCCUCUUCCUUCCUAAA